GCAGGAUCAAAUCCCGCUCCGGUGCAGUUGGACUGAGGGAGGCGCAUCAGCUGGUUGCAGGGAACCCGGAGUUCCGCGUCUGGACCCGAGCCAAAAGCUGUCUGGUGUCAAACCAGCCCGAACAGAUACGCCGAGACAUCUCAUUUCUUCCCUUCAUUCCUGAAGCGGCAGCCUGCCCACCCACCCCUUGUGUAAAGUAUUUGAACCUGAUAGCUCAUCACCCGUCUGUCCCCUGCGUGAGGAUCUCUGCGGGGCUAUAAGACGCUCUGCGGAGCCUUCCUCCCGCAGAUCCCAUGGCUUUUACGCGCAGAUCGCCUUUGCUCUCACUUCUCUUUACUUCAGACUUGAUUUGUUGACCCACCGACAUUUUUUUAUUUUUUUAUAAUUAUAUACAUCUAUUUUCAAAUGUUUCUUCCAUCUAUGGAAAUGCUCCGUGCAUAUCCAUAAAGAACCAAAUUCUGCUUAAUAUGAACUUUUUGCCAAGUGGAAUAUGUUUCUUUCUAUCGGCAGCAACCUGCUGGCUGACGGCCAAGGUCGACGCGUCCUGGUGGUACAUGGGCACCCUGGGCUCCCAGGUGAUGUGCGACAACAUCCCCGGCCUGGUGAACAAACAGCGCCAACUCUGCCGCCAGCACCCCAAGGUAAUGCAGGCCAUCGGGGCCGGGAUGAAGGAGUGGAUCUCUGAGUGUCAGCACCAGUUCCGCAACCACCGCUGGAACUGCAACACAACGGCCAGGGACCACAACUUGUUUGGCCGUCUGCUGCUACGCGGCAGCCGAGAAGUUGCCUUUGUGUACGCCAUCUCCUCUGCAGGAGUGGUGUAUACUUUGGCCCGAGCUUGCAGCCAGGGCGACCUGGACAAUUGCUCCUGUGACCCCACCAAGAAGGGCUCAUCGCGGGACUCCAAGGGCUCCUUCGACUGGGGAGGCUGCAGCGAUCAUGUGGAGCACGCCAUUCACUUCAGCCAAAUCUUUGUGGAUGCCAAGGAAAGGAAAGAGAGGGAUGCCCGAGCGCUCAUGAACCUGCACAACAACAGAGCUGGCAGGAAGGCAGUGAAGCGCUUCAUGACUCUACAGUGUAAAUGCCAUGGCGUCAGUGGCUCGUGCAGCGUCCGUACCUGCUGGCAGGCUAUGGCCGACUUCCGUCGCACUGGUGACCAUCUGAGGAGGAGAUACAACGGAGCUGUGCAGGUCGCAGUCAAUCAGUAUGGAACUGGCUUUACAGCCGCGCACACACACUUCAAACGGCCCAGCAAAAAUGAUCUGGUCUACCUGGAAGAUUCACCAGACUACUGUAUACGGGACCCUCAGUCAGGGUCGAUGGGCACGGCGGGCCGGCUCUGCAGCCGGGCGUCCCGCGGCUCGGACGGCUGCGAGGUGAUGUGCUGCGGCCGAGGCUACGACACGGCGAGGGUCAGCCGCACCACCAAGUGCGAGUGCAAGUUCCACUGGUGCUGCGCUGUUCGCUGCAGAGACUGUCAGCAGCUGGUGGACGAGUUCACCUGUCGACUUCAGUCACUGUCUGCUGCUCCUGCUAUGCUGGCUCUAAGAAACGUCUCAUUCCUCGACCCGAAGACCAUCAGAACGGACUGAUGAAACUAAAGCACUAAAACCUGACGAUGUAGGCCGGUUCAGAUGGGCAGGGCAACAUGACUUCCUCAUUAGUCCCAUCUGCAGACCAGCGACGCCGUCCGCUGACCAUUCCUGGUUUUGUUGGCCAACGCUUCUCAUUUCUGAUCCAACCGUUUCCUAGUGAGGCUGAAAACGGCUUCAGCAGCCUGAAACAGAACAACGGUGUUCAGAUAACCCACCAGGCUCAGCGAUGCUAAACUAGAUCCAGGAAGACGUUUUAUAUUUUUCCUGGUUUUAAGCAGUGGUAUCAUGUAAAAUCAACUUCUGAGUUGAUUUAAAUUGAUAAAAUCAAUGUAUGAUGGAAUAUCAUGUUAUUCCAUCAAAAACAUACCUUGAUACUUUCAUGUAUGUUUGAGAAAUCCUUUCAUCUCCAUGGCAAACAUCAAGCUGUAAAUAAACACCUGGUUGGACAUAGACGUGUCUUUGAGCUGCAGUUUGAGUUUCUGCCUCACAGAGCAGCCUUCCCUCACUGCAGUCCUUCAGACUAGCCAGCAACAAUUAGCAAACAUCUGGUGUAACUGAGCAUCUGCUGAGCUCAUUAUAGGAGCUACUUCUUGGAGGCCUGGUGAAUAGAAGGACUGGCAGACGAAUACUCAGGUGGGAAUGAAUGGGAUCAAUGAAUGGAUAGAUGAAUUGAUAAAUACAUUUACAGAAUAAGAAUGAAGUCUGAAAAGACGAUCACUUUUCUCCAGACCAAAUUCCAUGCUGUUUCGAACUUUUCCGCCGUGGCCAGGAACCCUGAAGGCGCUUCUGCAACUUCCAGUCUUUCAGUUUGUUUUGUUGGUUUUCCUCGUGUUGAAACGUUCAGACACCUAUGAUAUUUUACAUGAUCUCCUUUCUUCACGUUUGGAGCCGAGUCACUUCACUCUGGUUUGAGGUUUCAGCUCUUCUUCCUUCCAGGAGGUCAGUGAUGCACCGCUGACCUCAUGGUGAGAAUGUGACAGGUAAACUCUGAAGCCGAGUACUCAUCUGUUC
Messenger RNA from Poecilia reticulata (guppy), 2606 nucleotides. Lineage: Eukaryota; Metazoa; Chordata; Actinopteri; Cyprinodontiformes; Poeciliidae. The record is from RefSeq and is a predicted model, not a curated record.